UGCGACUCUUUUCCACAUCCCUCCUCUCUUCUUCUCCUCUGCCGGGGCGAACUUUCUUUCUCUUCCGGUUGUCGUCUGUUCGUGUGGCAGAUAUACCAGCGUAGAAAUGGCCAAGUCCAAGAAUCACACAACUCACAACCAGUCUCGUAAAUGGCACAGAAAUGGCAUCAAGAAGCCCAGAUCUCAGCGCUACGAGUCUCUGAAGGGGGUGGACCCCAAGUUCCUGAGGAACAUGCGUUUUGCCAAGAAGCAUAACAAGAAGGGCAUGAAGGCAGCACGGAAAGCAGUGGCUCAGAAAUAAGCUGUCUGAUCAUUCUCUAUGUCUGUCAUCGUUCCACAUACACCAACUUUAAUAAAGUAAUGCUUUAUUAACAAAA
Messenger RNA from Fundulus heteroclitus (mummichog), 377 nucleotides. RefSeq names its product ribosomal protein L29 (gene rpl29). The record is from RefSeq and is a predicted model, not a curated record. The transcript is spliced from 4 exons. Bases 107 to 301 code for a protein of 64 amino acids. Gene Ontology annotation, cellular component: ribosome; cytosolic large ribosomal subunit. NCBI's taxonomy places the organism in Eukaryota, Metazoa, Chordata, Actinopteri, Cyprinodontiformes, Fundulidae. Gene Ontology annotation, molecular function: structural constituent of ribosome. Gene Ontology annotation, biological process: cytoplasmic translation.